Messenger RNA from Triticum urartu, 2747 nucleotides. RefSeq names its product leucine-rich repeat transmembrane protein kinase family protein. Gene Ontology annotation, molecular function: protein kinase activity; protein binding; ATP binding. The record is from RefSeq and is a predicted model, not a curated record. Lineage: Eukaryota; Viridiplantae; Streptophyta; Magnoliopsida; Poales; Poaceae. Gene Ontology annotation, biological process: protein phosphorylation.
CGGCGCACCACUGUCUGUCCCGGCGGCAUCCGAAGCGAACCCGAGCCCAGCCGCCCCAGCCGCCCGAGCAGAGCGAGCGACCCCAAUUCCGUCUUAUCUCAAGGGGAUCGAAGGGAGGGCGAAAAUGGAGAACCCACCAACCCAACCAAGUUGCGCCCCGCCUGCCUGAAAUGGAUUCACCAGUCGCAGCCGCGGUCCAUUUCGGCGUCUGGGGGAGUCAACCGCUCGGGUCGUCCACCCACGCCUCCGCCUCCGCCUCCACCUCCACAUCCACCUCCACUCGCGCACUGGCGGCGGCGGCGGUUGCGCAGGCUGACUGCUUCCUUCGGAAGGAAUCCUUCCCCAGGUGCGCUGCGGCGGCUGGCCAGGCUGAUUGGUAGCCGCCCCUCUCCCCGUGCGUGCGUGUAUGCUUGCUAGCCGAGCGAGCGAGCGAACGAAGAGAGCGCCUCACUUCCCGGGCGAACGGCCAGAGUCCUUCCCGAGCGUGACAGCUAGGGUUCCUAGCCGCCGCCGGCCCGCCGCCGCAGCGCGCCCAGCCGCUAGUACAGGAGCUACGCCGGCGACCAGUCAGUAGGCAGGUAGCCAAUGGAUUGCUGCUACUAUUAUUAAUCUGUGCAUAUUUUCUAGCUGGGCAACUUCUCAUAAGGAAGUCAAUUGGUACUACAGUGACAAUAAAGGAAAGAUGGGGCUGAUCGGCAUCAUUAUGACUUUGACAUUUCUGCUCUCGUAUGCAGCGUCUGAUCGCCAAGGUGAUGCAUUAUAUGAUAUGAAGCUGAAGCUGAACGCUACUGGCACACAGCUUACAGACUGGAAUCAAAAUCAAGUUAACCCUUGCACUUGGAAUUCUGUUAUUUGUGACAGUAACAAUAAUGUUGUGCAAGUAACAUUGGCUUCUAUGGGGUUCACUGGAGUUCUGUCGCCAAGAAUUGGAGACCUCGAGCAUUUGAAUGUUCUGUCCUUACCUGGUAACAAGAUUACCGGUACCAUACCAGAGCAGCUUGGGAACCUAUCUAGUUUGACAAGCUUAGAUUUGGAAGAAAAUCUGCUGGUUGGAGAAAUCCCAGCUUCUCUUGGCCAUCUUUCGAAGCUCCAACUCUUGAUACUAAGUCAAAACAGACUAAGUGGAACUGUUCCUGAUACACUGGCAACCAUCUCAAGCUUGACAGACAUUCGGUUGGCCUACAAUAAUCUCUCCGGUCCAAUACCUGCUCAACUAUUUCAAGUUGCACGUUACAACUUUUCUGGCAAUAACUUGACUUGUGGAGCAAACUUCGCUCAUCCUUGUGCAUCAAGUUCGCCUUACCAAGGUUCAUCCCAUGGUUCGAAAAUAGGCAUUGUCCUUGGAACAGUUGGUGGAGUGAUAGGGCUGCUCAUCAUAGGGGCUCUAUUUAUUAUCUGUAAUGGAAGGAGAAAAGGUCAUCUGCGUGAAGUUUUUGUGGAUGUAUCAGGUGAGGAUGACCGAAGAAUUGCAUUUGGGCAGUUGAAAAGGUUUGCAUGGCGAGAAUUACAACUCGCUACUGAUAACUUCAGUGAGAAAAAUGUUCUUGGACAAGGGGGCUUUGGAAAAGUAUAUAAAGGAGCACUUCCAGAUGGCACUAAGAUAGCCGUAAAGCGGUUAACUGAUUAUGAAAGUCCUGGUGGGGAGGCUGCCUUCCUGCGUGAAGUUGAGCUGAUUAGUGUUGCAGUUCACCGGAAUCUUUUAAGAUUGAUUGGGUUCUGUACAACACAAACAGAACGUCUACUUGUUUAUCCUUUCAUGCAGAAUCUUAGCGUAGCCUACCGUUUGCGAGAAUUUAAACCCGGGGAACCAAUAUUAGAUUGGAAUGCAAGGAAACGAGUGGCUAUAGGCACAGCGCGCGGACUGGAGUACCUGCACGAGCACUGCAAUCCUAAGAUCAUACACCGUGAUGUCAAGGCCGCGAAUGUCUUGCUUGAUGAAGGUUUCGAACCAGUUGUCGGCGACUUUGGCUUGGCAAAGUUGGUGGAUGUACAGAAGACAUCUGUGACCACUCAAGUCCGAGGGACUAUGGGUCACAUUGCACCAGAAUAUCUGUCCACAGGGAAGUCAUCUGAGAGAACUGAUGUUUUCGGCUAUGGUAUAAUGCUUCUUGAAGUGGUCACCGGGCAGCGUGCCAUUGACUUUUCACGUCUGGAGGAAGAAGAUGACGUGUUGUUACUUGAUCAUGUGAAGAAGCUGCAAAGAGAGGGGAAUCUAGACGCCAUCGUGGACCGAAACCUGAACAAUAGCUUCGACAGGCAGGAGGUGGAGAUGAUGAUGCAGAUCGCGCUGCUGUGCACUCAGGGGUCGCCUGAGGACCGGCCCUCCAUGUCGGAGGUGGUAAGGAUGCUGGAAGGGGAAGGCCUGGCGGAGCGGUGGGAGGAGUGGCAGCAGGUGGAGGUGACGAGGAGGGAGGACUACGAGCGGAUGCAGCAGCGGUUCGACUGGGGCGAGGACUCCAUCUACAACCAGGACGCCAUCGAACUGUCCGCCGGCAGAUAACCGGCGUCAGACUGCUCGCUGUAGGUAAUAAUGGUCAUAUUCUUCGUAGAAGAACUAGUCGGAGUCUUGUAUAUUGUGAUAUUGUCGUAAGUCAAUGUUGCUGACUGUAUUCGCGCUGCCUCCAUGAAACCUUGGUUUUUGUCGCCGGGGGCGUUGGCUCUGGACUGGGCAGGCGAAAAAAGUAGAUAUGAAUGUGCUGUCGCUGGGGCCUGGGGUGGCUUGAAAUGAAAGUUGAAACAUUUAUAUA